Ictalurus punctatus (channel catfish) is the source of this 1386-nucleotide messenger RNA. RefSeq names its product programmed cell death 10a (gene pdcd10a). The transcript is spliced from 8 exons. Bases 330 to 962 code for a protein of 210 amino acids. Gene Ontology annotation, biological process: regulation of Golgi organization; positive regulation of MAP kinase activity. Gene Ontology annotation, cellular component: FAR/SIP/STRIPAK complex; Golgi apparatus. The record is from RefSeq and is a predicted model, not a curated record. Gene Ontology annotation, molecular function: protein kinase binding. NCBI's taxonomy places the organism in Eukaryota, Metazoa, Chordata, Actinopteri, Siluriformes, Ictaluridae.
ACAUAGUUAGCUUGCUAGCAUUUACAUAGCUUUGUUUAGCAAGCUAGUUUAGUUUCACCAACGCCAGUACGUUGUUCACCGUAAUGUAAUGAAAACGUAAAAUGAAGAAACUUAAAACAACAACAACAAUAAUAACUUGGCUGUACCUUUCUGGUCACAGCCGUAAAGUUUAAUCUGAAUAAACAAUAGAACUCAAAAAGAAACUAAAUUACAGCCAUGUAGUUAACUAAAGGAGGUAAGAGAGUGAGUUGCAGACGUGGUUUUGGCUUGAACUGAGCACGCUCAGGAGUGAAUGAACCCCCGCCCGCCCUCACAUUGCCACGACAACGAUGACAAUGGAAGAGAUUAAGAACGAAGCAGAGACGGCCCCAAUGGUUUCCAUGUCGCUCUACGCCGUGAUGUACCCUGUGUUUAAUGAGUUGGAGAGAGUGAAUCUGUCUGCAGCACAAACCCUAAGGGCUGCUUUCAUAAAGGCGGAGAAGGAAAACCCGGGUCUCACACAGGAGAUAAUCAUGAAGAUCUUGGAGAAGAAGAAUGUCGAGAUCAACUUCUCAGAGUCUUUAUUGCGAAUGGCUGCAGACGACGUCAAAGAGUAUAUGAUUGACAGACCGGAGCGAGAGUUUCAAGAGCUGAACGAGAGAGCUCGAGCACUGAAACAGAUCCUCAGCAAAAUCCCCGACGAGAUUAACGACAGAGUGCGCUUCCUGCAGACUAUAAAAGACAUUGCCAGUGCCAUUAAAGAGCUGCUGGAUACAGUCAACAAUGUCUUUAAGAAAUACCAGUAUCAGAACCGAAGGGCCUUGGAGCACCAGAAGAAAGAGUUUGUGAAAUACUCCAAAAGCUUCAGCGACACUCUGAAAACAUACUUCAAGGACGGAAAGGCAAUAAACGUGUUUAUCAGUGCCAACCGGCUCAUCCACCAAACCAACUUGAUCCUCCAGACCUUCAAGACAGUUGCAUAGGAGAUUGAUUCUGCCUUCAAUUUUUAAAAACUACAAUAUAACCUUCAAGUGAACAUGGAAAAGUGUUGGGGACUGUGUAAUUUAUUAAUCUUGUGGGCCAAUUACUUUGGGAUAUUCAUUCCUUUCUUCUUGUCUGAUUUCUAAUUUCCUUUAAAAGCUGGGUAAAGAACCAAGAAUUUAUCCCCCCCCCCCCCCCCCCACUCUCCUACCAUCAUCUGACUCCAGGUCUCCAUUUUGUUGUUUUAAAGGAAAACAUUUCCAUUUCCAUUGGUGAAAAGAACAGCUACAUACUGGACUUUUCCUGUCCUGUCUAAUAUUCUAAACUGCAGAGAAAGAGAAUGGGCAGAUGGGAGAUUGUAUAUUUAAUAAAUAUUUGGUAGCAGAGAUAUUCAAAUAAAUAGACUGCUAUAAAUAGUCAACUAUU